AUGCGAAAAGGAAGCUGCGUCUUCGUUCUGAGUAGCGUCGGCAACCUGCCUUCAAUGCCGUUCGAUGGCGCAUGUCGUGGAAUGAAACUUGAGAAUGAACGCGAACAGCUGGUGAUGUUGCUGCGCACACUGCUUGCUGAAGCAGUGAACAAUAGGGAACAAAGUCUUGUGGCUCACACCAGAGAAGUGAUGCGAUGUUUGCAAAUUUUCGACAAUAAAGGGAUUCGCAAACUGUUGCGUACAUUGCGGGAAGAGAAUCGGAAGCGCUCAUCAUAUUUACUUUAUCUGCAGCAGUCGAGGAUAACGCUUCUACGCUUGACGAAUUACAUUGAAAAGCUUUCUCUGAGAACCCAACGGGAGAAAGCAGUGGUUGAAGAAUGCCUCGUGGAAGUUCUGGUCCGGUUUUAUUUAGAAAAUAAGGAUCAACAAAUGAAGCGUUUUCUGCAAGAAUUUGUAAUUCUCAAUGCACAGGAUGAAAAGACGGAUUGUCUCCUGCGGACUUUAACAGGAAUGUAUACUCGUUUGCCUGUUUCGUCUAUGUGGCAGGCGGCUCCUGCUCAUUUAAUUGCUUAUGCUCGAAAAACUAUCGAGCGAGUGUUUAUGGCUCAAAUUCAUGCAUUGGCAUUUUAUCCCAAUUUGGAUGCUGAUCGACACCGUGACGAGUUGUUCUCAAAAUCCCUCGCACGUCUAUCCAAAUCAAUCCAUCCAGGUCAUCCUAUGUUGAGAAUUCCCAGUGUUCUUCAUGGUGAGGCGCCUUGGCCAUCAGCUCAAGCAGAGAUCAGUAUUAUUAAUGCUUACAAGUCUGCUAGAGAUAAACUGGCAUGUGUUGUGAGGUGUUGUGAAACGAUUAGCAAUCUUAUUUCAAUGGCACCUGGUAUGGGAGCAGCAGCGGCGGAUGAUGUCACUCCAGUACUUGUCUAUGUACUUAUUCAGGUACGUGUUUUUCAGGUCAAUAGUAGUUGA
Cooperia oncophora is the source of this 963-nucleotide messenger RNA. The record is from the annotation of a GenBank genome assembly. Lineage: Eukaryota; Metazoa; Nematoda; Chromadorea; Rhabditida; Trichostrongylidae.